GUGUGUGUGUGUGUGCGUGGAAGCCUGAUGAAAUGAAAUGCCAGGAUUGGGCUACCUCCAGGGAGAGCCUCUCCAUCCUAUAAUGUGAGCCAGCCAGCAGCACUGUGAGAUCAGGGAGAAGCUGCAUCCAUCAAGCUACGGGCCUCCGGAGGACCAGGCGUGAUCCAACGGGAGGGGAGAUUUAAAAAAAAAAUAUUCUUCUCUGCUGUGGAGAGAAGGGAUUGUCGUCAUCCCCCCAUCCAUCCUUUUUUUUCUCUGUGGUGCCCCCUCCUUCCUCCUUCGCCUCCACUCUCAUUUUUUCCCCCUCAUUCUUCUAGAGGCGCUCGUUGGAAUAUCAAACCUCCAUGUAUGACAAUUUGUACCUGCAUGGAUUUGAAGACUCGGAGGCGGGCUCAGCUGAUUCAUAUACUAGCAGACCAUCAGACUCAGAUGUCUCCCUGGAGGAGGAGCGGGAGGUGCAGGCCCAGGUCCAGAGCCAGAGCCCAAGCCAGAGCCAAGGACCGGGACAGAGCCGCCAGGAGAGGGAGCAGCAGGCCACCAUUCAACUGGAGAGAGCCAAGACUAAGCCUGUGGCAUUUGCUGUAAGGACCAACGUCAGCUACUGUGGUGCACUGGAUGAGGAUGUUCCAGUCCCAGCCACAGCCAUCUCCUUUGACGCCAAGGAUUUCCUCCACAUAAAAGAGAAGUUCAACAAUGACUGGUGGAUCGGUCGGUUAGUGAAGGAGGGCUGUGAGAUCGGCUUCAUCCCCAGCCCUCUGAAGCUCGAGAACAUCCGACUCCAGCAGGAGCAAAAGAGAGGACGAGUCCAAGGUAAGUCUGGAGGGAACUCUUCUUCCAGUGUAGAGGAUGAGGUUUCUGCCUCUAUCCGACCCCUCAUAUCCUCAGCAGGAAAGCAGAAACAGAAAGUGACGGAGCACAUCCCCCCGUAUGACGUGGUUCCCUCCAUGAGGCCUGUGGUGCUGGUGGGACCCUCGCUCAAAGGUUAUGAGGUGACAGACAUGAUGCAGAAAGCACUGUUUGACUUCCUCAAGCACAGAUUUGAUGGCAGGAUAUCUAUCACACGAGUCACAGCCGAUAUCUCAUUAGCCAAGAGAUCUGUUCUCAACAACCCCAGUAAGAGGGCCAUCAUCGAGAGAUCCAACACUCGCUCCAGCUUAGCUGAAGUGCAAAGUGAGAUCGAGAGGAUCUUUGAGUUGGCCCGCUCCCUGCAGCUGGUGGUGCUGGACGCUGACACCAUCAACCAUCCAGCUCAGCUCCUCAAGACCUCCCUCGCCCCCAUAAUUGUUCACGUUAAAGUCUCCUCGCCAAAGGUUCUGCAGAGGCUAGUCAAAUCCAGAGGGAAGUCCCAGAGCAAACAUCUGAAUGUCCAGCUUGUGGCAGCUGACAAGUUGGCCCAGUGUCCUCCAGAAAUGUUUGACAUCAUCCUGGACGAGAACCAGCUGGAGGACGCCUGCGAGCAUCUCGCCGAAUACCUCGAGGCCUAUUGGAAAGCUACCCACACCUCGAUGGCGACGCCCCUGAACCCCCUGCUGGGACGCAACCUGGGCCCCACCACCCUCACCCCCUACCCCACCAGCAUCUCUGGACUGCAGCAGAGCCAAAGAAUGCGACAGAGCAACCACACGGGAGAUCACUCCACCCCGAACGAACGACGCAACCUGAUGACAUCGGACGAAAACUACCACAACGAGCGGGCGCACAAGGGACGCAACCGCAUGUCUUCUGGCUCGCAGCAUAGCCGAGAGCAGCAGGACCCCUACCAGGACUACCAGGACCCCUAUCAGGAUGCAUACAAGCCACAUCGCAAUCGCAGUUCACCCGGCAGCUACAGCCAUGACUCCCGGCACCGGCUCUGAGCCCACCUCCAUCAUCACCGGGGCCCAGACGGCCCAGAUACCACGACAAACGCUGCAACAGAGCCAAGACAGUCCCAAAUUGUACCUUUUUAGUUUCAGUUAAUUUGUGUCGUCUACCUGGCUAUUUUUCUCUUUAAAAUUCCAACUAAAUCACUUUCAGGUGUUUUUUUUUUUUUGUUUUUUUUGGAGAGGUUCAGGAUGCCAACAAUGCUGUAAAAUGAAUUCCUUUAAUUUCUGUUUUUCUGGGACCUUUUGGGAACACAAAGCUCAGCAGACGUGCAGCGCAGAUUGGGCUUGUUGCCUCGGUCAGCAAGCUAAUUAUGGAUAGUGGUCAGAUGGUGAUGGUGUAUGGGCUUCUAAGUGCCUGGGACAUCGCACCCGGUCGGAGGGAAGUCCACUGCACACAGACGGCUGAAGGCUGCUGACCCGCACCCUGGGCCAUGUAUAAAUCCUCUCACCAUUUAGCUUAUUGCAUGCUGAUAGAUGACCAACCUCCGCAUCCACUCCAUUGAUAUUUUGUACCUAGCAUUCUGGAUUCUCUUAUAAUGAGGUGUAGAUACGGAGGUCCAAUUUUCUAAAAGACCUGAUUGUGUGGAACGGCGUCUGGUGGCGGGGGGUUCGCGUUGGUGAUAACUGGCUGCUAGUUUUGAAAACUGGUGCUUCACAUUCCCAAACUAUUUUGCUAUUUGAAAGUCACUUUGAGCAAGGCCAGCUUUUCUGUAGCAUAGCUUUAGGAUUUAAUUUGGGUGAAGACCCUCACCGUCACAAGUGGGGCAGAUUCUGAUGGUGCUGGGAUCAGAUCUCGGUUACACUGUAGGAGAAGGCAAUACUGCUCGCACUUAGACAGUCGGAUAGAAUAGUGAAAUACUACUUGAGAUGCUGUUUGAUGUUGUUUAGACUGCUGUGAGAACCUUUUGG
This is a messenger RNA of Centropristis striata (black sea bass), 2774 nucleotides long. Its product is annotated as voltage-dependent L-type calcium channel subunit beta-4-like. Gene Ontology annotation, molecular function: high voltage-gated calcium channel activity; protein binding. Gene Ontology annotation, biological process: calcium ion transmembrane transport; neuromuscular junction development; chemical synaptic transmission. Lineage: Eukaryota; Metazoa; Chordata; Actinopteri; Perciformes; Serranidae. The coding region runs from base 345 to 1856 and encodes 503 amino acids. The record is from RefSeq and is a predicted model, not a curated record. Gene Ontology annotation, cellular component: voltage-gated calcium channel complex. The transcript is spliced from 13 exons.